CUCCAUCGUAACCUUGAACUUGACUAGCGUAUUGCUGGUCCUGGGGAGUGUCUGAAGGCCUGUCAAGUGACUGUUGAUCGUACAUUUUUCUAUCGUUUUUAUCAAUAACAAUUAUGGAUCCCGCGGUCUUCCCCGAGGAGAUUUGGAUUAAGAUUUUAUUGUACUGCGAUGUACCUGACAUUAUUGCGUUUGGCAGCACCUGCAAAUACCUGAGGAAGACGUCGGACACGGAUUAUCUGUGGAAGAUGAAAUGGCUGCAGCUAAUUUCAAAGGUGCACUUUAGAUUCCCAGAUAUAAAAUGCUUACAAUUGCUCAGCGUCAGCUUCAAAGCUAUGUGCUACAGAUUACACAUGGUGAUUACGUUAGGAGAGAAUGCACCUUUUCCAAAAUGUUAUCACUGCAGUGGUUAUACGUGUCAGAGAAACUGUGUUGAGGGCUCCAGCGCCAAGGUAGUGAUUGAGAUCGGCAAUAAAUAUACCUGGGUAAUUACUCCAUACUUUGGACUGAGGAGACACUUUUCCAUGUUUGGCAUUCCCAAAUAUAACAAUAAAACUCACGUGGAACAAGUGCAGACUCAGAAUGUACCAAGCAGCAGCACACGUUCGAAAUCUGAUGCAAAGUCAUUAGCAAAGAGAUUGAAGUUGUUGAAACUGCCGGAAUUGGCGACCGCCAAGAUUCCGCGACCAAGCGGGCCGUUCUGUGUUUUCUGCAAUCCUGUGAAAUUAUAUAGAGAAAAGCGAAGAUUAACUACACACCAGAAUGAUCCGAUGUGUUAUACUAGACUAAAUCCGAUAUACCAGAAGCUUAUAAAUGGUUAUUGCACUGAUACUGUGGAAGUGCUUGGCAUUCCGAACGUGGAUGUUGUGAGCCCAGCUGAGGCAUUGCUGUGCGAGGGCACGUUUCCAGUUCUCAAAACUUUUAUCGAUCACUUGUUUCAUCAAAUGAGUUUGACUGUGACACUGAGAAAACCAAAUACUGUGCUCAUGUUUUGCGAACCGUUGGCAAUGCAUCCUACAUUGAGAAAACAAUUAUUACAUUAUUUAUUCCAGGAAGUUAAAGUAGCGAGAGUAUGUUUAGUACCAAAACCUCUAGCAGCAUGUGCUAUGCUGGAUGUUGAAACCUGCGUAGUAGUCGACAGUGGUGCUUUAAGCACAACAGUUGCUGUUGUAAUUGGAGGACGAGUUAUGCCACAGCGUUGGAGGUUGUUGCCUGUGGGUGGUUGGCACGUUGCCUAUCAUUUAAAACAAGCAAUGUAUUGGCAACCGAAAGAAUAUCAUCAAAUUCCUAUAUCCUACCUAGACAUUUUAGCUGUUAAAGAAAGAUGCAGGCUCAGUUAUAACAUUAAGAACGAAGAAAAACGUCUAGGACCGAAGGCAAGAGAGCACAUUAAUCUUCGAGUUGAUAGCUACGCGGACUGUAGACAAUUUUGGAGAGUCUCGCUAGGCCCGGAAUUGUACAUAGCUCCUGAAAUGAUGUAUAUCAGUCUGCGUUUGCCCGAAGUUAUAAAGGAUGUAACAUCAGGAUUACCAGAGGAUAUAAUGCACGAUUGCCUUUCGCAUAUUCUACUUACCGGUGGAAAUACAGAUCUUUCAGGUUUUGAACUAAGGCUUACGAAGGAUUUACGUGAGCUAUUACCAGAAUAUAGCAAGAUUUUAGAAGUGAAAAGCUGUCCUGGUACGCAUAGUUGGAAUGUCGCAAUGGGAUCUACAUAUGUGCCUUUAGCUGUACAUCCUGAUAAAACUCCACCAGAAUAUAUUGAAGGUAAUCCAUUUUGGCUGUCACGGGAAGAAUAUGUGUUGUUUGGAUGUGAAUCUUUGGAACAUGGUAAUGAAGAUAUAAUAGGUGAUGCUUUAUAAUAUGAAUGAUGAUUACGAUGAACUUCACCGUAAAAAAUACGCGCAUAUGUAAUGCAUAAUGACAGGAAAGUAAAUGUUACCAUCAUUAAGUAUAUUUUCUCCUAUAUUGUCUAUAAAUUGGAAAAAUAAUUUAGAUAAUUGAAGGGGCCUGAAACAUUCCAAAAUAUAACUAUCAUAUUCACACUA
Molecule: messenger RNA, 2042 nt
Organism: Pogonomyrmex barbatus (red harvester ant)
Lineage: Eukaryota; Metazoa; Arthropoda; Insecta; Hymenoptera; Formicidae
Molecular function (GO): protein binding
Source: RefSeq, a predicted model, not a curated record